AUGACGCAAAUCAAGCGCCUCAUUCUAUGUUGCGAUGGCACAUGGAACGACAGCGUCAGUACGAACAACCCAUUGACAAACGUAGCCCGCUUCUCCCGGAUUAUUGAGGAGCGGGCUGCAGAUGGCGUGUUACAGAUCGUGUAUUAUCACACUGGCGUAGGUGCCGGCACCUCAAAAAUCAGCAAUAGCAUCGAUGGAGCAGUUGGUCGAGGUCUCGGUGCGAACGUGCGUAAUGCCUACAACUUCCUCUGCCAGAACUUCAACCAUAAAGACUGUACCGAUGAGAUAUACCUGGUUGGGUUUUCCAGGGGCGCGUUCACCGUCCGCUGCGUCGCUUCGCUCAUAGAUAGUAUCGGCAUCCUUACGAAGCCUGGACUAUCGGGACUAUACGAUGCGUACGGCCUGUGGAAGAAUCAGCAGGCCGAUUCUGGCACUGCUUUGAAAGCCUUCGUGGAGCGUCUAGAUAAAGCAGGGCUGACGAAAAUUGGCAUCAAGAUCAAAGCGUGUGGUGUUUGGGACACGGUGAGCGCAAUCGGCGUACAACUGCCAGCUUGGCUGCCUCAGCCGCCUCCCAGGAGGCUAGGUCACGUAGACAACAGAAUUCCGCCAUGUGUAGAGCACGCAUUUCACGCCAUGGCACUCAACGAACGUAGAUCCGCCUUCUGGCCGGUACCGUGGUCCGAGCCCGGUGACAGCACCACGCUUCGGCAAUGCUGGUUCCUGGGAGCCCAUGCAGACGUAGGGGGUGGGUACGAGGAUGCUGGGUUAGCAAAUGUGGCGUUGGUCUGGAUGGUUGCGCAAUUUCAACACUUCACAUCACUUGCAUUCGAUGUGACUGACCUGAUUAAUUUUCUAGUGACCAGGGAGAUAACCACCGAGACCAACGAAGUUGGAUUCUCUCUCAAGACAGCAGGCGUUGAAUUCGCUGUCAAGAAUGUCAAGGAAACGUGGGCAUAUAAAGGUGAAGCAGGUCAGUGUAAUUUCUGAUGAAUCAACAUCCAAAUUCAAGU
Paraphaeosphaeria sporulosa is the source of this 1010-nucleotide messenger RNA. RefSeq lists its product as uncharacterized. The transcript has 2 exons. The coding region runs from base 1 to 987 and encodes 328 amino acids. The record is from RefSeq and is a predicted model, not a curated record. NCBI's taxonomy places the organism in Eukaryota, Fungi, Ascomycota, Dothideomycetes, Pleosporales, Didymosphaeriaceae.